Molecule: messenger RNA, 1957 nt
Organism: Osmerus eperlanus (European smelt)
Lineage: Eukaryota; Metazoa; Chordata; Actinopteri; Osmeriformes; Osmeridae
Gene: slc24a5
Product: solute carrier family 24 member 5
Exons: 9
Coding region: 265-1806 (513 amino acids)
Biological process (GO): melanocyte differentiation; intracellular calcium ion homeostasis; calcium ion transmembrane transport
Cellular component (GO): membrane; trans-Golgi network
Molecular function (GO): calcium, potassium:sodium antiporter activity; calcium channel activity
Source: RefSeq, a predicted model, not a curated record
UUAGAACUCGUUACCUAAUGCACUUCGGGCUAAAAUGAGCUCAACUGGAAUAAUUUCAUCCCGUGAUCUCUCAUUCUGGGAAAGUCUUAAAAGAUGCUUUCCUUCCCGAUAGGGUUUCUUGCCAUUUGUAGUCCCAGUGUAGUGUUAGAUGCUGGGUUACAAGAAUCUUAAACUCAAACUGAAUGUUUAACUGGAUUAGCAAAGGGCAGUCUCAUGACUAGCAGGACUAGUUUAUAGCUUUCAACGGUUUCAUACUAAAUUACAAUGUAUAAAGUUGCAGAUGUGCACAAGAAGACGAGAAGAGAUUUCAUACCUUAUUUUCUAGGGCUAGUAAUAGUUUUGUAUUGCACAGUUCAUUUUGUAUCAUUCACUGCAAAGACAGCUCACGACUCACAUCCUUCGAGAGUGCGCAGGGCUGUGGAGAAUGACACUGAGUGCAUCUUACCGCAGUCCUCAGAGUUUCCAGACGGCUUUUUCACUCUGCAGGAAAGAAAGGAUGGAGGGCUAAUCAUACAUUUCAUGAUUAUUUUCUACAUGUUUUUGGCUGUUGCAAUAGUGUGUGAUGACUACUUUUUACCAUCUCUGGAAGUCAUAAGUGAACGUCUGGGACUGUCUCAGGAUGUAGCGGGAGCCACAUUCAUGGCUGCUGGGAGUUCUGCGCCUGAACUGGUCACAGCUUUUCUGGGUGUUUUUGUGACGAAAGGAGACAUCGGCGUGAGCACUAUAGUAGGAUCAGCAGUUUACAACCUCCUUGGAAUCUGUGCCGCAUGUGGACUCCUGACUUCUGUGGUGGGCCGCCUGACCUGUUGGCCCCUCUUCAGAGACUGCCUGGCAUACGGCAUUAGUGUUUCUGCAGUUAUUGCCAUCAUUUCCGAUAACAAAGUGUACUGGUACGACGCGGCGUGCCUGCUGCUGGUCUACGGGGUGUACAUUGUCGUGCUGUGUUUCGACCUGCGCAUCAGUGAGUACGUCCUCAGGAAGUUCAGCCCCUGUUGCACCUGUCUGGGCAAGGGGCACGGCGAACGCAACGAGACCCAGCCUCUGAUGGGCUGGAGCGAUGACACCAGUCUGAGGGUGCACAGUCGCUCCAGAACCGACAGUGGGAUCUUCCAGGAUGACUCUGGCUACUCUAACCUGUCCCUCAGUCUGCAUGGGCUCAACGAGAUCCCUGAAGUAUCGAAGAGUGUGUUUGCCAUGCCAGAGAACGAUCUGAAGCGGAUCCUUUGGGUUCUGUCUCUGCCAAUCAUCGUUUUGCUGUUCCUGACCAUUCCAGAUUGCCGGAAAAGGUUCUGGAAGAAAUGGUUCAUGAUCACGUUCCUCAUGUCUGCUGUCUGGAUCUCAGCCUUCACAUACGUACUUGUGUGGAUGGUCACCAUUGUUGGAGAGACCCUCGGAAUCCCAGACACAGUAAUGGGUCUGACUUUACUGGCAGCUGGAACAAGUAUCCCCGACACUGUGGCCAGUGUAAUGGUUGCCAGAGAAGGGAAGGCAGACAUGGCCAUGUCCAACAUCGUGGGCUCCAACGUUUUUGACAUGCUGUGUCUGGGCCUGCCCUGGUUCAUCAAGACCGUGUUUGUGGACACGGAGAAUCCGGUGGAGGUCAACAGCACGGGCCUGGUGUUCAUCUCCGCCACGCUCCUCAUCUCCAUAGUCUUCCUCUUCGUGGCCAUUCACGUCAACGGCUGGAAGCUGGACUGGAAGCUGGGACUGAUCUCUCUCUUCUGCUACAUCGUCUUUGCCACACUCGCCAUCCUGUACGAACUGGGAAUUAUCGGGAAUAACCCUGUCAGACUGUGCAGUGACUGACAGCACCGUAUGGGAACAGGACUCAAGUUGGUACUAUUACUCUAUAAAAACCAGCCCCAGGACGGCACUUGUCAAUUCCUGUGAUCCACAAGAUCCUAUUCUCAACCAAUUGGACGCUUCUUGGAAUAAAAGGAAUGGAAUAAUACAAGAC